Molecule: messenger RNA, 2236 nt
Organism: Eriocheir sinensis (Chinese mitten crab)
Lineage: Eukaryota; Metazoa; Arthropoda; Malacostraca; Decapoda; Varunidae
Gene: DCTN4-p62
Product: dynactin subunit 4-like
Exons: 9
Coding region: 76-1506 (476 amino acids)
Cellular component (GO): dynactin complex
Source: RefSeq, a predicted model, not a curated record
GUUCACCGAGUCUGAGUGACUUUCACCUCAAGCUCGAGCUCAGGGCAGUGUGAGUCACGUCAGUCUGGGGUCGACAUGACACACCUCUUCCAGGGCCACCGCGUCCGCCUCCUCUGUUCCUGUGGCCUCCUCAGGAGCAUCACGUCCAUCUACUUCUGCCGCCACUGCCUCAAACUAAGAUGCGGCAACUGUGUGUCCCACGAGGUGGAUACAUUGUUUUGUCCCAACUGUUUGGAAAAUAUGCCAUCAACAGAGGCUCGCCUAAAGAAAAACAGGUGUGCCAACUGCUUUGAUUGUCCCAGUUGUGGCCACACAUUAUCUACCCGUGCAACUAGCAUCCAGGCACCUUCACCAGAGGACCCCAGCAAGACUGUGGCCAGGAAGGUGUACUACUUGGCAUGUACAAGCUGUAGAUGGACCACCAGGGAUGUUGGCCUCAAAGACCAAACUGUUGCCACAGGAGGGUGGGUUGAACAAGAUAAUGAGCACUAUAAACACCUUCAGUCACUGAUGGAACAUUAUCGGUCCGUGGCGCAGCAUGAAAAACUUGAACGAGAAAAGAAGAGGUUCUCUCAUAGGAAAUCAUCAUACUUGAGCUUGUCUGACAAAUACAGUCUUCCUUCAAUUUUAGGGAGGAAAUCCCUUACACCCUUAUCACCAUUUGCACACAAGGGAGAUCCAAGCCAAACCUCAGAGAUGACUCCACUGAAAGCCACCUCAGAAGUGGAAGGUCUCCCAGAUGACAUAUUCACUGAGGAAGUUGUUCUAUCCUCAGUUACCACAAUGGAGCAGCGAAUGGCAUCCCCAGAGUGGCAGCCUGAUAAGACAGCAGAUCUUUACCCCCUCCAUAAGCACAUUUUGGUGAAGCGCUCCCUCCGCUGUCGCCACUGUGAGCACAACCUCUCCAAACCUGAGUAUAAUCCUUCUUCCAUCAAAUUCAAGAUCCAGCUGGGAGCUUUUUACCAUGUACCAGAAGUGAGAAUGGUUCGCCAAGUGGAGCUAAAGAAUGAUGUGGAAACCAAUGUUCAGCUCUCCUUGUGCAACCCCACACCUCAUGAUAUGACAGUGGCCCUCCUUCCAUUUGUUCCCGAUGCUUCAGAUGUUAACUUGCAAAAAGAGGAACCAGUGGAGGGAAGCAGCCUGAGCACAAGCAGCCUGGUACGUGUGGUAGAAAUACCACCAGAGAAAAGUGACCUUUUCUUCACAGCUGAUGUGGCGUUACCUCAGGGUCAGCUCAUUCUUGCUGCACGAGAUGAUACAGCUGAAUAUGAUGACCAAGAUUCUUCAUCCAAUUAUAAGGAUGAUCCACAAGUGGUUGCUUGGAGGCGAGCAAAUAAGGUAGGUGUCAAUCUUUUGGUAACACCAAAGUCUGAGGCAACCCAUGCCAAGGUUGGAUUUAUACUACGAUACGAUUACACAAAUACUGUAGCAACAGCCACUGAGUCUAGGACUGUGACUCUUAAUAUACCUGUCAUAGUAGAUGUUGGUCCUGUUACUCAGCCUUAAAGAGAUUGGUUCAGCUUUUAGUACUUGCCAGUCAAUCUACCAAAGAAAGUUUUGAGGACCUUCAAGCGUGAUUAUGACGAAAAAUGAGUUUGGUAGAAUGAUGUUACAAGUAUUCACCCCAUCAAUACCAUAGAUGAAUAUUGAAUUGCACUUUUGUGAUACAUGCUUUGCAACUUACUAUCAUCUAAAAUUCAUUCAAAUUUUUUCAACAUAUCUUAGUUAAUUAAAGGUGCUGGGACCUCUCUCUAUAGCUUUGAACCAAAACUUGACAUAAUGAUAUAGGUAGUCCUAAUGGCAGCUGUCUUUAUCAAUGUAAAGCUUCCCAAGACUAUUCAUUCGAUGUUAAGUAUAAAUAAUUGCAUAUUUACUCCUAUACAUUGUUGGGGAAACUGUAUGGAUUGUUAAAAUAGCUAUGUAUUGAAUUCCAGUAGUUAUUUAUUUUCAUAAGUAAACAUAUAAGCAGCAUCACUAUCAUAUAUUAUCUUAACAAUGACUCUUCUGUUGCUUCUGUUGUAAUGAUUGUGCGAUGGGCCUGCCUAGCACUGCCCCGCCACCUUGAUAUGCCUCUGGCUUUCUGGAAGUAGGACAAAGUCACCCCAGUGAUAUUAAUCAUCCCUUGUACUUUGGCAACAGUUCAUUUUAUCAUUCUGGAGCAAUGUUUGUAUUUAUAUAUUUCUUGUCUUAUUAUUAAAGCACUCAGCAUGUCUGUUAACAAAAUGACUUAUUUGUG